Molecule: messenger RNA, 1050 nt
Organism: Phytophthora infestans T30-4
Lineage: Eukaryota; Oomycota; Peronosporomycetes; Peronosporales; Peronosporaceae
Product: dimethyladenosine transferase, putative
Exons: 1
Coding region: 1-1050 (349 amino acids)
Biological process (GO): rRNA methylation
Cellular component (GO): mitochondrial matrix
Molecular function (GO): rRNA (adenine-N6,N6-)-dimethyltransferase activity
Source: RefSeq, a predicted model, not a curated record
AUGGCGUUAACACGGCGCCUUGUGUAUAGCGUGUGUUCUCGGGGCUCUCUGCGCCCUCGCUGGGCGUCGACCUCCAAUGUUUCUCGACUAAAAGGCACUCCACACCUCAAACGCAAAUUAGGCCAGCAUCUUUUGGUGUCCGAUGGCAUUUUGGACCAAAUCGUGGCUGCGUCGGAGCUUUCGGACAUUUGUUCGGACACAGUGCGAGUGCUGGAGAUCGGCCCCGGAACGGGCAAUUUAACGUCGACACUGCUGCAAGUGAGUCCCAAGAUGCAGGUCCAUGCUGUGGAGUUCGAUCCCCGCAUGGUAGAGCAACUGAAGCUCCGGUUUCCGACCGAGAUCGAGAGUGGCAGCCUCGUUUUGGAACAUUCCGACUUCGAGGACUUCCGCUUUGUACCAGACCAGAAGCAGGAGACGAACCAGGAGAAGAUCUUUAACGCCUGUGUAGCGAACAUUCCGUACCAAUUGUCGUCGAUUGUGGUGUCCAGGCUCUCAAACUACAUGCACCGCUUCCCGAAGACCUUCAAGUGUGCGGUGUUGCUGGUGCAAGAGGAGUUUGCAUCGAGACUGUUGGCUGAGCCCGGUAACAAGAGUUACAGUCGAUUGAGUGCCAAUACGGCGCUUGUGGCUAAUGUUACGUCGGUUGCCAAGGUACCGAGAGAGCACUUCCUGCCCCCUCCGAAGGUGGAUUCGAGAGUGAUUAAACUCGUGCCUCGUGCUGCUGCAUUGCCAUCGCAUGAUGAGCAAUUUUUCCAAAAGUUUGACGCACUUCUGAGACUGUGUUUCGAGCGCAAGAACAAGACGCUGAGAGCGUUGUUACUCGCCAAGACGGCGAGAUCGCAAUACGAAUUGAAGGAGGAUACCGAAACAGAAGGAGAAGACAAGCAUCAGGUCGUCACGGAGCGUGUCGAGGCGGCGUUGGAAGCGAGCGGUCUCACAUCCAAUCGAGCAGUAAAGGUGUCGGUAACCGAGUUCAUUAAGUUGCUGCAAGAGCUUCAGGAGCGUGGAAUCGACUUGCGUCCAAGCACCACACGCCACUUUCAGAAUUAG